GCGUGAAGAUGAAGUACUUGGCUGUGAGCGGCGGAACUGUGAGUGGCCUUGGCAAAGGCAUCACCAUUAGUAGCAUUGGGGUUGUGCUCAAAGCAUGCGGCUUGCGAGUGACUUCCAUCAAGAUCGACCCGUACCUCAACUGCGACGCCGGUACCAUGAGCCCGUUUGAACAUGGCGAAGUGUUCGUGUUGGACGACGGUGGCGAAGGCGACUUGGAUUUGGGCAACUACGAGCGCUUCUUGGGCAUCACUCUCACCAAGGACCACAACAUCACAACGGGCAAAGUGUACCAGCAAGUCAUUCGCCGCGAACGCCGCGGCGACUACCUUGGCAAAACCGUCCAAGUCGUGCCGCAUGUAACUGACUCGAUCCAAGCCUGGAUCGAACGCGUGGCCCAGAUCCCCGUUGACGGCGACUCCACUCCCGCCGACAUUUGCUUGAUCGAAGUCGGUGGUACCGUCGGCGACAUCGAGAGCAUGGUGUUUCUCGAAGCGUUGCGCCAGUUCCAGUUUAAAGUCGGUGUCGACAACUUCUGCUUGGUGCACGUGUCGUUGGUGCCUGUGAUGGGCUCCGUGGGCGAGCAAAAGACCAAGCCCACCCAGCACGCGAUCAAGGAACUCCGCAGCGCCGGCCUCACCCCCGACGUGAUCAUUUGCCGCGCAUCGAGCCAGCUGGAGCCCGCGACCCGCGCCAAGAUUGGCAUGUUCUGCCAAGUGAGCCAGAACCACGUGCUCAGCGUCCACGACGUGAGCAACAUCUACCACGUCCCGCUUCUUCUGGCCCGCCAAGGCGCGGCGUCCAUCUUGCUGUCCAAGCUGCGCUUGAUGGACAAGUAUUUGGAGCCCAACCUCGACGCGUGGGCUGCGAUGGCCCACCGCGUGGACAACUUCACCAAAACGACCAAGAUUGCGCUUGUGGGCAAGUACACUGGCCUGCAGGACUCGUAUUUGAGCGUGAUCAAGGCGCUCAAACACGCCGCGAUGAAGGUCGACCAUGACCUUGUGAUCGAGUGGAUCGAGUCGGUGGAUCUGGACCUUGUCACACGCAACGCCGAGCCGGAAAAGUACGCCGAGGCGUGGGCCAAGUUGAAGGGGUGCGCCGGCAUCGUCGUGCCCGGGGGGUUUGGCGACCGCGGCGUCGAUGGCAAGGUCUUGUGUGCGCAAUACGCCCGUGAAAACAAGGUGCCGUACCUCGGCAUUUGCUUGGGGUUCCAAGUUGCGACGAUCGAGUACGCGCGCAACGUCGUGGGCUGGAAGAACGCCAACAGCGGCGAGUUUGACGAGUUCACCGAGAAGAAGGUGGUGGUGUUCAUGCCUGAGAUCAACCCGAACGAGAUGGGCGGCACCAUGCGAUGCGGCGCGCGGUCCACGGUGCUCGAGCCCAGUCGCGACUCGAAGCGGUCGCUGGCGUCCUACUUGUACCAGAACAAGCCCGAGAUCCUCGAACGCCAUCGCCACCGGUACGAGAUCAACCCCGACUUUGUCGCAGAUAUCGAAGGCGCGGGAUUCCACUUUGUCGGGCGCGGGGACAAGGGCCUGCGCAUGCAAAUCGCCGAGCUGCCCCGGGAUGUGCACCCGUACUACUUUGGGACGCAGUACCACCCCGAGUUCAAGACCCACCCGAGUGACCCGAGCCCUCCGUUCUAUGGCCUCCUCUUGGCCGCCACCGGGGGCUUGGAUGCGUUCAUCCAAGCCAGCGACGCAGCCGACUUCCAUUCGUAGGAAGCGACCGGACUAGCGUUGAUAAUGUGAAACUGGGUUUGCACUUGACGUCGUAGGAUGUACUAGUAGUUAGUUUUUAUCUAAAAUGUAAAUAUUGAUUUUCAUGCAGAG
Aphanomyces astaci is the source of this 1832-nucleotide messenger RNA. Its product is annotated as CTP synthase. The record is from RefSeq and is a predicted model, not a curated record. Bases 9 to 1721 code for a protein of 570 amino acids. Gene Ontology annotation, biological process: CTP biosynthetic process; pyrimidine nucleobase biosynthetic process. Gene Ontology annotation, molecular function: CTP synthase activity; identical protein binding. The transcript has a single exon. Lineage: Eukaryota; Oomycota; Saprolegniomycetes; Saprolegniales; Verrucalvaceae.